Dromaius novaehollandiae (emu) is the source of this 3975-nucleotide messenger RNA. Its product is annotated as protein FAM83D-like. Lineage: Eukaryota; Metazoa; Chordata; Aves; Casuariiformes; Dromaiidae. Bases 75 to 1781 code for a protein of 568 amino acids. Gene Ontology annotation, cellular component: mitotic spindle pole; cytosol. The transcript is spliced from 4 exons. Gene Ontology annotation, molecular function: protein kinase binding. The record is from RefSeq and is a predicted model, not a curated record. Gene Ontology annotation, biological process: signal transduction; protein localization to mitotic spindle; regulation of ERK1 and ERK2 cascade.
UCAAAGCGCCUAUAAAGGCGCUGCGGGCGGCGGCGCGCCGAGCUGGGCCGUGUCGAGCGGGGCGGCGCGGCGCCAUGGCCAACGCGUCGCAGUGCCUGGAGGAGGAGGAGGGCGCCGGGCGGUGGCCGCCGCGCUCGCCCGAGCCCUACAGCGAGGCGCAGCGGCUGGCGCUGGAGGAGCUGGUGGCGGGCGGCCCCGCGGCGCUGCGCGCCUUCCUGCGGCGGGAGCAGCUGCCGCCGUUCCUGUCGGAGCCCGAGGUGCAGGCCAUCGCGCGGGGCGCCGUGCCGCCCGCCGCCGCCGCGGAGGAGGGCGCGGGCGAGCCCUCGCUCGGCGCCUCGCUGGACGCCUCGUCGCUCACCUACUUCCCCGAGCGCUCGGACGUGGAGCCGCCGGCGCUGGAGCUGGGCUGGCCGGGCUUCGCCAGCGGCGCCUUCCGCGGGCUCACGCGGGUGGAGGCGCACUUCCAGCCGGGCUGCGGCGAGCGCCCCUACGGCUGCAAGGAGGCGGUGCGGCGGCAGAUCCGCUCCGCCCGCGAGGUAAUUGCCCUCGUGAUGGAUUCCUUCACAGAUAUUGAUAUCUUCGGUGACCUCCAGGGUGCCUAUAACAACCGUAAAGUCCCAGUCUAUAUCCUUCUUGACCAGGACUUUCUACCCCAUUUCUUGGAAAUGUGCAAAAAUUUAGGAGUCUGUCCUGAGCAGGAAAGUAUGCUAAGAGUUCGAACUCUCACUGGGAACACGUACUACACGAGGUCAGGCGUCAAAAUUAUUGGGAAAGUCCAUGAGAAGUUCAUGUUAAUUGAUGGCAUUAGAGUGACAACGGGCUCCUACAGUUUCACAUGGACUGAUGGGAAACUGAACAGCAGUAACUUGCUGCUACUGUCAGGUCAAGUAGUUGAACAUUUUGAUCUUCAGUUCAGGAUUCUUUAUGCCCAGUCAAAGCCUAUCAGCCCUAAAUGGCCAUCGAGCUGCAGGAACAGUGGAAUAUUUGAUCACCUGGGGAACAGAACAGAGUUGCCAAAAGAGUACACUGUGGAAAGCAAUCUGAGAGCAGAAUUUGCCAGAUUGUCUAGCACGCCAAAGAAACUGUUGAAAGAAGUAGACCUGGCUGAAGGUACUCUUGGAGGCAAACCUUAUGACCUGGGACAUUCUUGCAUUGCUGAAGAGGAGUGGUUCAGCAAUCGAGAGGCCACAGAGGAACAGAAGUGUGCAUCAACUCAAACUGGCCCGUGGGAGGAGAAGCCUGUGACUGUGUGUGAUGCUGUCACGCAGACCAAUGUUGCAACGGUAGAAACUGGUACUCAAACUUCUGUUGCCGCUAGAAUAACAGGCACACAAACUUCAGUUCUGUUGAAGACUGCAGUAACGCAGACAAGGGAAGGUGAGUGUGCAGAAACACCCUUGCUUCACAGACAGCAGUCAAAAGAAGGAUCUUCUGCAUCUGGGAAGUCCGUAUCAAAUUCUAGUCUGCGAUCACUGUCUUCAUCAUCAUCCCAGUGCUCUCGAGCAAGCUCUACCAGCUCACUGUCUUCUCUUCGGUCCAUUGAGUAUUCUACCAGUCACAGGGCAGAGUAUUUCCAAAAACUGCAUAAAGAGAGGCAAUUUCACUACUCUACUAUCAGAUCGAAGCUUAGCCACAUGGUGGAUAUCCUAUCCCGGAGGGGACGUGUGCCUGAAAACUACAUGAGCCAAUACACUGGAAGGUGCACUCUAAAACAGAGGCGUGACAUCAGUGCCAGCCUGCGUAGCCUCCGAGACGUUUCACUCUUCUCUCUGAAUAAAUGAUGAUUGCUCAAGCUGAAUGUGGAGCAUAAAAACUCUGGUCUUGCUAGUGCAGUUACUUUAUACUUACUGCUUCUUAAUUCUUCCAAUACUUUUUAUUUUCAUUGAUAUAUGUGUACAUGAGUAUCACUUUUCAGCACUGUUGUUUUAUACUAUGCAAUUUAAGCACUAAAAAAGACGGUUUUAUCUAUACCAUAAGUGCUUACAUGUUCCUCUUGUACGCAUUAGUGGUAGACGUUAAUUUUAAUUCCGGAUGUUUAACCCAAAGAGUAAACUUAUUAAUGGUUUGUAGGAUUGCUAAUGUUCUGGCUUUUAAGUUAUCUAAACCUGGAAAAAUCUAAGACAGAUGGAUCUUGCUCAGAGUGGCUUUGGAAGUUUAGUUUAUAUCAAUGUAUACUCAUUUUUUCUUUUUAUUACUGGGUUUUAUUUCUACUUUAUCUUUGGCAUGAGGGGAAAUAAUCUAAGUCUCAUUUCAGAGAGAAAUGAAAUGCAUUACUCUUCUAUUAAAGUGAAGGCUCUAUUGGAACAAUUGAAGGUUCUUGUGUUCAACUAUAUCUUUUUUCCAUUGUUUAAGCCUUCUGAAAUGGACUAAAUAGCACUGAGCUAACCAACUCUUCAGUUUAAUCAUCCUCUUAGGCCUUCUUGUGUGUGCAUGUGUGUGUAUUCACACAGCUACAGAGGAGGACCUUUAGAAACCAAUACCAAGAAAUAGCACCUUAGCACUCCGAGAUAGCCAUACCUAUUUUGGGAGAACAGUCAUGAUUUGAUACGUUUCUGGUGUUCAGCCCAAAAAGUGGUGUACAUUAUAUCUGUAAGAACACUGAUGGAGAAGAUACUGCUGCAACACUUCUUGUGAGUGGGAGAGGAGGAGGUGAUAUUUGAAGUUCAGUGUUUGAAGGGUAGUGUGCCUUGCUGCAGCAUAUCCUUUGUACUUUUCUUUUGGGAUUACUUCAGAGAAGUUUCUCUUGUGCAUCUUGUUACACAGAACUAAAACUUUCGGUCUCAGCUCCUUAAAUUGGCUUACAAUUCUGGCAAGGUCUGGGAGUGUCUGAACCAUUUUGCUUCCAGUAAGACGUGUAAAUUUCUUUGGAGUGAACUUAAGAGCAAGACAAUCAUGAAGGACAGAUGAUAGCCCCUGCUAAAAAGCAAACUGACAAAUGCACCACUAAAAUGCUGUGGGUUAUCUGUUUGAUUAUUUUCAUACAAGUAAUUCUAAAGAGAAAAAAGUUAUCUUCAAACGGUGGCAUCUGGAGUAUUUGGUAUUUCCUGCUCUGUGUCCUUUGUCCACUAACAACUUGAGAGAAGCUUCAAAAAGAGUGGACACACAAUGGUUUGAGGGACCUAUGUGCCUUUGAAAAUACUCUGCUGUCAACAUUAAAUGGAUUUCAGGCUGUGUUCCUUCCUACCUUAUGGAGACAGAUCCCCUAGAUGUUUGUUGGCAGUAGUAUCUGCAUGUGUGUGUGUGUGCUUGAUGCAUUGCUUUCCCAAGCUGUAUGUGGGUCCUCUGAGAUGGCUUGUGCUGAUAUUCCCUGGACUGGCAGUCCAGUAUCUUAGUGGCCCAGCAGCCCUUGAAUUUGCCAAAUCAGAUCAGAGCGUGGGAAAUGCACACGCCACUUUCAGUAUUUGUGUCCAGUAGGUGGCACAUUUCAGCUGUCUUUGUGGAUAGUCCUGUAAGCAGCAAUGAACGUGCAAAUGAACAGAAGAACAUCGAAAAUUUGGCAUGGCUGCAAUGUAAGUUGUAGAUAGCAGCACUUUAUUCUACCAACUUCAGCAUUUCUAUCUGAAAUCUGUUGUGACAAAGAGGCUUGGCUACUUUUAUAGCCUGGAUUUCAAAGUAGGCACUCCUUUCCGAUAGCUGUAAGGCAGAUGUACAGAAAGGUGCAAGGUGAGAUAAAAGCUCUGCUUGCACUUGUUUAAACAUAUAACAUGCUUUCUUGCAAGAAGGCUCCUGGAGCUGAAACACCCUGGGGCAAAGGGAGCUGUGGGGAGGGAGCGAAGGUACAGCUUAGGAGUAAAAUUCUCAAAAUUAGCUUUGGAAAUGUAAUGUUCAGCAGUGUCUAAAUGUGUCCAAAGCCAUCAUGAAACACUUGUUUUUCUAUGUGCUUUUUAAACUUUUUUAUAUUGUAUGGUUGUUUUGGUACUCUGAAAUAGCUUACAAAUAAAGAGUCACUUUGCUAUGUGGGUUUUUACCCAGUGA